AUGUCUCAAACUUAUGGCAACUACCGGUCUGAGAUCUGUUCUCAAGGAGCCACGUCAGGCGUCACUCCUGCCGUCACCACAGACCCUCGUCGAUUGGAAGAUCAGGCGAAGACGGCAUUAGGAAUCCGUAGCUUCAACUAUAUCGCUGGUGGAGCGGGAGAAAAGGCUACAAUGGACAGAAAUCGGCUGGCAUUUCGUCAGUGGAAGAUAGUUCCUCGAAUGUUAAAGCAGAUGGAGAAUCAGGAUAUAUCUGUGAAUCUGUUUGGAGAAAAAUACCCUAACCCAAGCCUCGUGGCACCUGUCCGUGUUCAAUCUAUCUUCCACGAAGACAAGGAGACAGGACUCGCAGAGGUCUGUGGACAAACUGGGGUUCCGUAUAUCCUCAGUACAGCAAGCAGCAGCUCGAUUGAAGACGUGGCGAAGGCGAAUGGCGACGGGAAGAGAUGGUUCCAGCUGUAUUGGCCGAUGGAUGACGACAUCACACUCUCCUUGCUAAAACGCGCAAAGGAAAACGGGUUCGGCGUCUUGAUGAUCACUCUGGAUACAUGGUCGCUCGCCUGGCGACCAGCAGAUCUGGACAACGCCUACAUUCCAUUUAUCAAAGGAAUAGGAAACGAAAUCGGCUUCACAGAUCCAGUUUUCCGCGCCAAAUACGAGAAGGAAUCCGGCUCGAAAGUUGAAGACGACAUUCUAGGGGCAUCAAAAUCAUGGAGCUCCCAGGUAUUUUCCGGCGUGCCACAUACUUGGGACCAGGUUGCUUUUCUACGGAAGAACUGGGACGAUCCGUUGCUUCUCAAGGGAAUUCAGCACCUAGAGGACGCGAAACUUGCCUUAGAAGCGGGCUGUGAUGGUAUCGUUGUGUCCAAUCAUGGAGGCCGACAAGUUGAUGGCGCAAUUGGCUCCCUGGAGGUUCUCCCGGAGAUCGUUGACGCAGUUGGGGUUAAGAUGACGAUUCUUUUCGAUUCUGGUAUCCGAACGGGUGCGGAUGUUAUCAAAGCACUUUGUCUAGGCGCCAAAGCAGUCUUAAUAGGCAGACCAAUCAUUUACGGUUUGGCAAUUGACGGAAAGAAAGGAGCAGAGCUCGUGAUGAGAGGACUGCUGGCAGAUGUUUGGCAAAACAUGGGAUUAUCGGGGAUUCGUUCCGUGGCCGAAUGUUACCGCGACAAGCUCCGAAAGGUAGUGUAUCCUGGAGACGGGAUAGCUAUGAUGUAAGGGCGUCAAUCUCAAUCAUCUUCGAAGAGUUUGUAAGAC
Messenger RNA from Aspergillus homomorphus CBS 101889, 1251 nucleotides. RefSeq names its product lactate 2-monooxygenase. The transcript has 4 exons. The record is from RefSeq and is a predicted model, not a curated record. Gene Ontology annotation, molecular function: oxidoreductase activity; FMN binding. Bases 1 to 1212 code for a protein of 403 amino acids. NCBI's taxonomy places the organism in Eukaryota, Fungi, Ascomycota, Eurotiomycetes, Eurotiales, Aspergillaceae.